Molecule: messenger RNA, 2451 nt
Organism: Theileria equi strain WA
Lineage: Eukaryota; Apicomplexa; Aconoidasida; Piroplasmida; Theileriidae
Exons: 5
Coding region: 103-2451 (782 amino acids)
Source: RefSeq, a predicted model, not a curated record
AAUGUAAAAUAACGAAUAGUAAAUUGGUACUUUUACCCACUAAAAUAGGACUGUAGUUGCUCUGAGUUGCGACAAAUGAAAGCUUAAUGUACGAUAGGGAAUAUGCCCAGACUACAGCGGCGUUAUAGUUUUGGCACGAAUGAGACGCCAAGCUCCCUGGUUUUGAGCAAAGAACUGGAGCAAAAGAUCGCAAAUGGUGACUCUGCAAUGGCUGGCAUCUCACCAGCCAAAAUACAAGAGAUUAACAACAGCCUCAAGAUACUCAUUAGCGGAUACGCCAAAGAUGAACCUACAAAGGUACAAGAACUACCUGUUAGCGUCACAAACCAUGUAAUAUCGCACUAUGGGCUCACAAGGAAUGAACUUAAUGAGAGGCGAUAUAAAGAUUAUUUGGAGGGAUUUUCUAUAUCCAACAAUGCUCAAUACAUACCUCUCGACAUAGAGUGCCUUUCCAAUCUCAGUGAGGGAAUGAACGAGAGUAUCCUUGGUCUAUUUGUGUGCCUUGUCUUGGAUUAUAUCUCUAAUAGUAUAAGUAUAAAUGAAUUAGAGCUUAUAAAAUGGGGGACAACCUUUCUUCAGAGACUAGGAAAAAUUUUAGGGAUGAAUGAGCUCGUCACUGAUAGCAUGAUAAAACCUGUCUCCCAAAGAGCAGAGUUAAAGCAGAUUGGUGUCAAUGUUGACGAUAAAGAUUUUCACGUUGAAUCCAUAAACCACGAACUUGAGAAAAUGCAGCCUAUUUUAAACCAGUUUUACAAGGAGAUAAUUGGAACAUUUGACAAUUUACCAGAGAAGGCUAAGAGCUCGGAUGAGCUUUCGGCAAACUCUUUUGAUAAUGAUUUUCUGGGACAUACCAAUGAGGAAGAUUUUGAUCUUGAAGAACCAGACAAUGUAUUUGAUAAAUUUUACAAAGAGGGGCCACAAACACCAAAAAAAGCCCACGGAAGUGUACACAAAGAUAGUAAUGGUCCCAUGGAAGGUUUAUUUCCUAUAGAACAUAAGCCAAAGACUAAAAAUUUAUCAUCUAGACUGUUUGGUGGGAUAUCAAAACAAAUUUGUAAGGUGCUUUCCAUUUCCCCAGAACCUAAAAAGAUGCACUCUCAGCCAUCUGUCGCUCAUGAACUCUGGAGAGAUGAUUACUUGAUUGAAUCACCUCCGAGUGCUGCAGCUGUUUUGGUUCGUAAUUUGAUUACUCGCUAUAUAAUGAGCGGUUUUAACGAUGCUCGUGUGCAGGUUGUUUUUGAGCUAUUCUCCGAAAUUUUGGGAGUAACAAAGUCUACUCUUAAAUCUCUUGAAAAUCAGAUUGCAUCGGAUCUUAUUGGGGCCCUAGAAAUCAACACUGCUAGAAGUUCUACAAAGAGAAUGAGCAGAAAACUAAAGAUAUUCUCUGCAACCUUAGGAGGUGGUGCUUUGAUUGCUUUGACUGCAGGAAUGGCUACUCCUGCGGUAGCUGCAGGUCUAGGUAUUUUGGGCCUUGGCGGAGGCGGUCUAUCUUCUUAUAUUUCCACUAAUGAGGGGACUACAAUGGUAAAAUCAAUGUUUGGAAUCGGAGAUAGUGGAUUGAGGGAAUGGAAAUGUUCUAAGAAAUCGGAUGUUGUGAGGGAUUUUCAGUUUACAAUGCUUCAUGAACAGGUUUUCAAAUCCCUUGGUGUGGCAAUUUGCGUUGGUCUUCAUGUUUCUAUAUUGCCUAAUUCUGAUGUUUCAGAAGCUCCAGAUACACCAACAAGCGUUGCUCCAACUUCAGAGUCUAAAUAUGUUGAAAGCUGGGAGUAUGCAUUUCCUAUACCUUCUUGUGACAUGUAUUUAUUAAAGUGGGAAAGAAAAUUGCUCAUUUCUAUCCACAGGAUGAUCGUUAAAUUUGGAACGAGCGAGUUUGCAGAAAAUGCAAAGCAGCUCUGGCUAAGGGCUAGUUCAUCUCAAAGGAUUGGUGAUGCUGAUGGUACAGAUUCUGGAAUAAACUGGCCACUGCUAAUGAUUCAAUACGCUACUAACCUAGACAAUGCCUGGCUUGUUUCUAGGCAAAGAGCUGAAGUUGCAGGUUCUUUGUUGGCAAAUGCAAUUUGCGAUAGGCAAGCUGUUGGAGAUAGACAUAUUUCUCUAAUUGGUUAUUCAAUGGGAGCACGAGUUAUUCUAUAUGCUCUCUUGAAGCUCUAUGACAAGGGCAAAUUGUCAAGUAUAAAGGAUGUCGUCUUGAUGGGAUUACCAUCUACAGCCGGUCCAGCAGAAUGGGACAAGUGUAGAUGCGUAGUCGCUGGAAGAUUGUUAAAUGUAUACUCUGCAAACGAUUGGGUUCUAGGAUUCCUCUAUAGAUAUGUAAACAUGAACAUUGCAGGACUCCAGGCUGUACCGUGUCCUGGUGUUGAAAACUGGGAUGUGUCAUCUCUGGUAUCUCUACACACCGACUACUUGGGGAAAAUACACACUAUAUUCUCAUACAUUGGCGUUAAUAUUUAA